Messenger RNA from Cydia pomonella (codling moth), 881 nucleotides. Its product is annotated as calcium and integrin-binding protein 1-like. The record is from RefSeq and is a predicted model, not a curated record. The transcript is spliced from 5 exons. Bases 253 to 831 code for a protein of 192 amino acids. Gene Ontology annotation, molecular function: calcium ion binding. Lineage: Eukaryota; Metazoa; Arthropoda; Insecta; Lepidoptera; Tortricidae.
CUGCAAUUUACCAUCAAGAACAGUUUCCUGCCUGAUCAACCAGACUUACUAGUGAUCGGUACUCUCAUUUACACUGCAGCUUAGUUUGAUUUUAUUCCUAGAUAAAAUAAGAGUACUAUGCUUAUCUCAUUCCGCCAAUUAACAACACGGUGCGUUAUUACAAGAUAAGAUAAUAUAGCAUUGGAAACAUUCUUUCAUUGUCGUUACAAGUGGAAUUACUGUUUUUUUUUGUGUUGUGUACAUUACGCCAAUAUGGGUGGAUCGCAGUCGUAUCCUGGGCUUACACAGGAUAUUUUAGAAGAUUAUACAACGUUAACUUAUCUGCAUAAAGGAGAGAUACUAUAUCUAAUGAAAAAGGUAUAUUCUAUCGAUCCGGAAAAAAUUAAAGCCAACUAUCAUCACCGAUUCAGCAAAGAAGAAAUCCUGAAAAAGUUUGAUGUGCUAAGAAAUAACCCUUUUCAAGAUCGGCUGUUCAGAGUGUUUUCCUCCGAAAAGGACGAGUGCUUCUCAUUCGAGGACCUGCUAGACCUGUGUUCGGCUAUGAGCUCCGAAUGCCCCGUGGAAGUGAAAGCGGAAUGGGCAUUUAGGGUUUACGACUUAGACGAAGACGGACAAAUAUCUGCUCAGGAUAUCAGCGGAAUAAUCGACAGACUGACUGAGCAUACGAGUAACAAGAACCACUACAUUGAAAUCAGCUCUAAGAAGAAAAUUGCUGAUAUUAUACUAAAUGAGCUGAAAUUAGACCAUGCAGGAAGUAUGGGCCUGAGCGAGUUCAAAAUAUGCAUGACGAGGAUAUCGGAGUUUGAGACAUCUUUCUAUUUCAGGAUAUAAUCUAUGGCACGUGUUUAACUUUAUCUACUGAACUAAAACAACAACCUACA